Lactuca virosa is the source of this 1536-nucleotide messenger RNA. NCBI's taxonomy places the organism in Eukaryota, Viridiplantae, Streptophyta, Magnoliopsida, Asterales, Asteraceae. The record is from the annotation of a GenBank genome assembly.
AUGCAUCAUAUACAAUCACUGUUGCCGGUAAAAGAAGCUACCCGCACCAGCUUGUUGUCCAAGUCAUGGCUACAUGCUUGGUCUACCAUCCCUACCCUCAGGUUUUUUAUUCUCAAGAAACAAAAUGGAAAGAGCAUGAAGCUGGUGGAUGUGGACCGGACUCUCAUAAGGUAUCUCCAUUUUAACAUACCAAUCCAAAAGUUUGAGCUUCUUAUGGACAUUGAGAACCUAGAGUCGGCUUCUCAUGCUGAAAAAUGGAUCAGACCUGUGGCAACCAAAACAUGUCUCAGAGAGCUUUCUCUCUCAAUCUUAAUUUAUGGUGCCCCGUUUACAUUGCCAGAUGAGAUACUCUCGGGUGAAAACCUAACUAAGAUAAGAGUUUCAUCCCCACUGAUCCAUUCGGUUUGGAUGCCAAUGCCAACGACUCCUGUGAUCAACUGUGUGUCCCUACGGGAACUGCACUUUGAUGGUGUGCGCAUAAGUGAAGAGGCCCUCCAUGACAUAUUGUCCUCUUGUCGCUUGCUUGUGAAGAUAGUGCUUUCACAUUCUUGCGAGGGGUUCAAGACCAUCAAGGUUAAAAACCUUCCUUGUCUUUACAAAUUAAGAAUAUGUGUGGGUGAUGGAUAUCGAUGCUCUACUGCUUUGGAAAUCAGUGAUGUCCCGAAUCUUGGUGUGUUUAGCUGCAAUCUACAUUUUCCAUUCAAAGCCCAUUCAAUAUCAUUAGUAAGCAGCGUGACACAGUUAACGUUAGGUGGUAGGGUGAUAACUGACAACGCGUGUCUGCACAUGAUCGAAUCGGGAUUUCCUUCCCUCGAGAGUUUGACUCUUGAUGAUAUGUCAGCUUGGAUGUUGAAAAGCUUCCAUUUCGCAUGUGCUUCCAUCAAGAGAUUGACCUUGCAGUUGUGCCCAUGCACGCUUAUCGAGGUACAAGUACAUGCUUCAAAGUUACUUUUUUUCUGCUUUGAUGGCGGUGCUUUGCCUGAUCUCUUGUUUCCGGUCUCUACUCUCAUGCAUAUCACGGUUUCACUCAGAGUCGACCUUCCUGUUGAUGCUUAUCUUUUUCUUAAGAUGAGGGAAGCACUCGCCUUGUCACUCAAGUGCGAUGUUCGUAUAACAACUUUCAACUCUGAGCGGCCAAUGGACAUCGACAUGGAUGAUCUAAGAACACAGCUCCUGUCUCCUCCUGCUACGAAUGUGCGAGAACUGUGGUUUGAAACGAGUGAGGAUGAAUGCAUGUGGGAAAGAUCCCCAUUUCUUGAUGCAUUUUUUGAGAUUUGCCAUCCCAAGCACGUAUUCGCACAGCCAGACUUGCAAUUUAGACACAAGAAUCACUUUCUCAGACUGAUUCUGAGAGAGGUCUUGGAUAAGAAGAAGACCAUCACAACUGCUGGAACCCCUUAUUGGUCUCAUUACCUCAAACACGUUCAAAUAAGAGAGGCUCCGGAUCAAAUAUGGAAAACCCUUAUAAAUUCCUGGAGAAGCUUUUUAGACGACCCCGCUCCUGGUCUCAUGCACUUCAAACUAGUGUGGCGUUGA